AAUAAAAAUAAUCAUAAUAAAGCUUCUUCAUCAACAAACGAUACUUUCCAAAAUAAUCUAAAAACUAUCAAACCUUCAUAUCUCAAACUAACCUAUCUAGAUUAUCUACGACAACAAUAUGCCAAGAAAUUUCUCAAGACAACGCAUACCGAUUAUUUAAAAGCAGAAUUUUUUAAAGGAUAUGAUAAGUGGAAUUCUUUGGAAAAUAUACAUGAAAUUAGAACGAUCAACUACCAGGAAAACAAGAUUGAUGAACACAUAAUAACGGAAAAAGCGUCUGAUCAAGCUUCCAAUAAACCAUUAAAGAAAACAAAUAUUUUUAAAGAUUUAUUUAGAUUGAAAACAAAGCAACCUCCAAACGAAGAAGUAGAUGGUUUUGUUUGGGUGGAAGAUCCUCAAGAUUUAAGGAAAAAUAGUUUACGUUGGAAAUUAAGAAAAUAUUUUCUACAAGAUCCUGAAUUAGACAAAGCCAAGCACAAAGAUGGUGAGGAUUAUAUGUUUGAGGAUUUUGUGUUGGUAGAACCAGAUUUAACAAAAGAUUUAAAACAAGAUAAUAAAUUAAAAAAUGGUUUAAUAGAUUUUACUGCGGGAUCAUUAGCUGGUAUUGCCCAAGUUUAUGUCUCUCAGCCCUUGGACACGGUUAAGGUGAAGCAACAAACUUUCCCCAAACUUUAUAAAACAAUGUUUAAAUGUUUUCUACACACCUAUCGCAAAGAUGGCAUAUUUCGGGGUCUUUACGCCGGCACAUUACCAGCUGUGAUCUCUAGUGUGGCUGAAAAUUCGGUAUUAUUUGCCGCCUAUGGCGCUUGCCAAAAGGUUGUGGCUUUUGUUAUGGAUAUUGAAGAUGUUAUUGAAUUGUCAGCACUGGGUAAUGCGUGUGCAGGUUUUCUAGCAGCCUUCUUUUCUACGUUCACUUUGUGUCCCACGGAAUUGAUUAAAUGUAAAUUACAGGCGGUUCAUGAGAUGAAACAUUAUGUGACAAAAGGCAGCAAGGCGACACCUAUAACGACCUUUAAAUUAACACAAGAUAUAUUCUUAACCGAAGGGGUUUCCGGUUUUUAUCGUGGUCUAAGCUCAACUUUUGCUCGUGAAUUACCCGGAGUUUUCUUCUUUUUUGGUAGCUAUGAAGCAACUCGAGAAUUUUUCGCGAAACCCGAUCAAUCCAAAAACGAUAUUGGCCCUCUUAAAACAAUGUGUGCGGGCGCUGUUGGUGGUGUUGUUUUAUGGACGGUGACAUUUCCAGCAGAUGUUAUUAAAACACGUAUACAAAUUAACAAUUUAAAGGGUUCAAUGUUGUCGGUUGGUUCAGAUAUACUUCGAAAAGAGGGUGUAUUGGCAUUCUAUAAUGGUCUGCUUCCCUCAGUUCUGAAAACAAUUCCCGCUACGGCAGUAUUAUUUUUAGUUUAUGAAUAUUCUAGAAAAGUUUUAGGUGAGCAAUUGUGA
Messenger RNA from Lucilia sericata (common green bottle fly), 1443 nucleotides. RefSeq names its product mitochondrial ornithine transporter 1-like. Gene Ontology annotation, molecular function: L-ornithine transmembrane transporter activity. Bases 496 to 1443 code for a protein of 315 amino acids. The record is from RefSeq and is a predicted model, not a curated record. The transcript has 5 exons. Gene Ontology annotation, biological process: mitochondrial L-ornithine transmembrane transport. Lineage: Eukaryota; Metazoa; Arthropoda; Insecta; Diptera; Calliphoridae.